Molecule: messenger RNA, 3091 nt
Organism: Callithrix jacchus (white-tufted-ear marmoset)
Lineage: Eukaryota; Metazoa; Chordata; Mammalia; Primates; Cebidae
Source: RefSeq, a predicted model, not a curated record
UGUGCCUCUCUUUGCCUGACAGCCAGGAGGGUGGGGGCAUGGCCUGAGGUCCUGGGCCAGGUCUGUUCUCUCCACGCCUGUCUGUACCCUGUGCCCCUUUUCUACUUUUAGAGCCAGCUGAUUUGGUAUCCAGGACGGGCGGGCAGGUGGGGCAUAGGCUGGCUCACACUGCUCCAUUGCCCCCACCAACUGACCUUUCCUCCCUAUGGAUCCCACCUGCAGAUACAACUGCCCCUCCAGGGUAGGCGUGGUGGCUCAUGCUGUAAUCCCAGUGCUUUGGGAGGCUGAGGCAGGAGGAUCACUUGAGCUCAAGAGUUCGAGACCAGCCUGGGCAACACGGCAAGACCUCAUCCCUACAAAAAAAAAAAAAAAUUAGCUGGGCGUGGUGAUGUGUGCCUGUAGUACCAGCUACUCAGGAGACUGAGGUGGGAGGAUGGCUUGAGCCUGGCAGGCAGAGGUUGCAGUGAGCCAAGACUGUGACACUGCACUCCAGCCUGGGUGACAGGGCCAGAACUUGUCUCAGACAAAAAUUGCUCCUCUGGCCUGGCCAGUACCCAGGACCCCUAAUGUGAUGGGAGAGGACUCCCAUUGGGACAGACUUGGGAGGCUUAGGGAGGCAGGGGAACUGACAACCUGGCUGAGCCCUAAAGGAGAAUGGUUGUGGGGAAGGGAACUCCAGGUGGAGGUCUCCUUCUGAGCAAAUGGCAUGUGCUUUGUUCGGUACUCUGUGCACAUGGGCAAGGUGGGCAGUGCCCAUAACAAAGGGUCUCAAGUGCCAAGUGAGGGUCCUGGGCCUCUCCAGUGCACAGGGGGAGCCAAGGAGGGACUGGUCAGCUGGGAAGAGGGAUGGGGCAGUGGUGAAGCUGGAACCAGAUGCUGAGGAUCUCUGAUGGGGGACUGAGAGCCCCAGGCCCCGAGUCACUGUGUAGUCACACACACUUUGGCUUCACCCAUCCUUGUUACCACCUCAGGGACAGGCUGAGGCAGGAGAAUCGCUUGAACACAGGAGGCAGAAGUUUCGAUGAGCCUAGAUUGUGCCAUUGCACUCCAGCCUGGGCAACAAGAGUGAAACUACAUCUCAAAAAAAAAAACCAAAAAACACAAACCGUCUAACAGCACUCACUUAGGACCCCUGUCCUUGACUCCAGCCCAUUUCUCCUCACUUGGAGGACAUCAAAGAGGCUGUGGCAUUUUCGGGGUCCAUCCAAGGGAAAGGUCCCAGGUUGGGUAUUUUUAGUAGAGACAGGAUUUCACCAUAUUGACCAGGCUGGUCUCAAACUCCUGACCUUGUGAUCUGCCCACCUUGGUCUCCUAAAGUGCUGGAAUUACAGGCAUGAGCCACUGCACCUGGCCUAUUUUAAAACUUACUAUUUUUUAAAUAUACAGCAAAAAUACAAUCAGGAGAUUUUUUUUUUUUUUUUUGAGACGGAGUUUCGCUCUUGUUACCCAGGCUGGAGUGCAAUGGCGCCAUCUUGGCUCACCACAACCUCCGCCUCCUGGGUUCAGGCAAUUCUCCUGCCUCAGCCUCCUGAGUAGCUGGGACUACAGGCACGCGCCACCAUGCCCAGCUAAUGUUUUGUAUUUUCAGUAGAGACGAGGUUUCACCAAGUUGACCAGGAUGGUCUUGAUCUCUUGACCUCGUGAUCCACCGCCUCGGCCUCCCAAAGUGCUGGGAUUACCCAGGCUUGAGCCACCGCGCCCAGCCGAGAUUUUUUUUUUUUAAGAGGUCAAUCUCUACUAAAAGAAAAACAAAAAAUAAAAAUCAGCCAGGAGUGGUGGCAUGUGUCUAUAAUUCCAGCUACUUGGGAGGCUGACAGAGGCAGGAGAAUCAUUUGAACCUGGGAGGCAGAGGUUACAGUGAACUGAGACUGAGCCACUGCACUCCAGCCUGGGUGACAGAGUGAGACUCCUGUCUCAAAAAAAAAAAGACAGGGUCUCACUAUGUUGUCCAUACUGAUCUCAAACUCCUGGACUCAAGUGACUCACUUCGGCCUCCCAAAGUUCUGGGAUUGUAGGCAUAAGCCAGUGCACCUGGCUGAAAAAGAUUUUGACUGCAAGUAUCCAUCAGAAAACCCAGGCGUUGGAAUUAUUAAUCAAAAACAAUAAAUCAGCUGUCUUAGUAUGUUCAGUGAACUAAGGGAAGCCAUAGACAAAGAACUAAAGGAAAUUAGGAAAAUUAUGUCUGAACAAAAAGAAUAUUAAUAAAGGAAUAAUUUUAAAGGGACCAAAUUCUGAACCUGAAAAUAUAGUAACUGAAAUGAAAAUUUUACUAGAGGAAAUUCAGCAGCAGAUUGGAGCAGGCAGAAAGAAUAAAGGAUCAGGGAACUUGAUAACUGAGGCCAGGCACCGCAGCUCACACCUGUAAUCCCAGCACUUUGGAAGUUGUGGGCAGAUCACCUGAGGUCAGGAGUUUGGAACCAGCCUGGCCAACAUUGUAAAACCCCAUCUCUACUAAAAAUACAAAAAUGAGCUGGUGUGGUGGUGCGCUCCCAUAGUCCCAGCUACUCAGGAAGCUGAGGCAGGCGAAUCUCUUGAACCCAGGAGGCAGAGACUACAAUAAGCCAAGAUCGAGCCAUUACACUCCAGCCUGGGUGACAGAGCAAGACUCUCCAAAAAAGUAACUAAGGACCCGCCAGCAUGGGCCACGAUCACACCAAAACCGUGAAGAAGGUGGCCCGGGUCAUCAUAGAAAAGUGCUACAUGUGCCUGGGCAACGACUUCCAUACGAACAAGCGCAUGUGUGAGGAGAUCGCCAUUAUCCCUAGCAAGAAGCUUUGCAACAAGAUGGCAGGCUAUGUCAUGCAUCUGAUGAAGCGGAUUCAGAGAGGCCCAGUAAGAGGUAUCUCCAUCAAGCUGCAGGAGGAGGAGAGAGAAAGGAAAGACAAUAGCGUUCCUGAGGUCUCAGCCCUGGAUCAGGAGAUCAUUGAAGUAGAUCCUGACACUAAGGAAAUGCUGAAGCUUUUGGAUUUUGGCAGUCUGUCCAACCUGCAGGUCGCUCAGCCUACAACUGGGAUGAAUUCCAAAACGCCUUAGGGACCUGUUUGAAUCUUUUCUGCAAUGCUGUAUUAUUUUCAAUAAACUUAGGAAAACA